Drepanopeziza brunnea f. sp. 'multigermtubi' MB_m1 is the source of this 915-nucleotide messenger RNA. The record is from RefSeq and is a predicted model, not a curated record. NCBI's taxonomy places the organism in Eukaryota, Fungi, Ascomycota, Leotiomycetes, Helotiales, Drepanopezizaceae.
AUGACGACGGAUGUAUUAGAGAGCAAAGUGCCGAGUCAAGGUCGAGCUGAUCCAUCACCAAGAUAUCAAAUCAAUCUGGCCCGGGCCACCGGUGGAGACGAGUGGAGAGAGCACUGCCGUGCCUACAUGCAGAUGCAGAUGCAGGUUCAGAUGCAGACACAGAAGUGCAAUGUCAAUCAUGCGGGGGCGCUGAAAAAUCGUGCUUCUGGAAGACCAGGCCAGACAGGAUUGAGGGUUGAUUUUGAGUUUUCGGGCCAAGUAACAAUAGAGCCUAGGUCGGACGUACAUAUCCAGACCUGCUCCCCUCGUUCCCUUCAUGCAAGCAGCCUCAACGUCAAAUCCUCCCGAUACACCGAAAUACCGGAAUACGGAACGAAUAAAGCAACAUACGCGGUUCGCGGCGCCACUGCGUCUAUUUCUGGCGUCUACGGGGUAGCCAGGUCAGGUGUUCUCUCUCAGUGGCCUCGCUGGCCUCGCUGGCCUGAGCCUCUCACCGUCUUGCUACUGCAUUCCCAACGGAUCUCGUGGACGCCAUCACCGACUCUCCUCAAGAUCGUGACCACGUCGGCCCCAAGCCCGUCCUUAUUCAACGGCCAGAUCCCGUCUAUCCGUCGCUCGGUGGGGCUCUUACCGGACAUCAUAUCUGCUACGUAUUUCUCUCAUUCGACAGAUCCUGCCCUCGACUCGACGUUGUACGAAAAUAGCUCCCGUGGUGCCCAUGGCUUGACUUCUCUGCCGUCUCAUUGGCCUCCAUCCGGAUAUCCACAACCAACGGAUUGGAAGAUUUUGCUUGUCCCGGCGGCUCGCCCACCUGAGCCAGCCAAGGGCCGAAGCUCAAACUCUGCUCUUGGACCUAAUGUUUCUCCCGACCCGUUCGGCACAGACAUUGACAGCCUCCUGCCAAUCGAGUCAUGA